Chroicocephalus ridibundus (black-headed gull) is the source of this 11052-nucleotide messenger RNA. It is a transcript of the gene CEMIP, whose product is annotated as cell migration inducing hyaluronidase 1. The transcript has 29 exons. Lineage: Eukaryota; Metazoa; Chordata; Aves; Charadriiformes; Laridae. Bases 3430 to 7512 code for a protein of 1360 amino acids. The record is from RefSeq and is a predicted model, not a curated record.
AGGGCACAGGCAGGGCAGGCAGGGGGCAGGCAGCAGGCAGGGCACAGGCAGGGCGGGCAGCGGCUGUGCAGGGGCGCCCCCCCCCGUCCGUCCGCGGCGCCGCAGGGUCCGGGCGCGCCCCGCGGCCGCUGCCCGUUUCCCCCCCCCGCCCCGCGCUGUGGGGGCUCCGGGCGGUCGGAGGGUUUGGGACAGCCCGGUCCGAGGUGUCGCUGGCCCUGCUGCGGGAGCCCCGGGCCCCGCACGGCCGGAGUGAGCCCGCGGAGCCGCCCUGGGAAGGGGGUGCUGCUCGGGGGAUGCCGACUCGGCUGCUCCUUCCUUUCCCCGAGGAGCCAGAAGGAAGCAGGAAACGGCGCAGGGAGGGAGCGUGCCCGGGAGAGUCACCCACGGAGGAGGAACCCUCCUUUCCGCGUUGGUGUGCGAGAUCUGGGUCUCUGGGAAGAGGGGUCUGGGGGUCCAUGCACCCCCCGCCCGCUCCCUCACAGCCGCUUUGCGUUGCGCCAUGGCCUUAAAAUGGAACCUCGCCAGCCAUCGGUAUUUGUUAUUGACAAAUGUCGUCGCGAUUGUAGGCAAAGUGUUACAGUCAUUGCGACACGCCGAGACACCGUCGAGGUUGCCUCAUACCUGGUAGCCCAUUACGGAAAAUGACCCAGUUUUGUUUGUUAGAAAGGUAAACUUCAGUUUAUAACCAACAAUAACACUCGAAGGAGGGUUUGGGUUGGUUAUUUUUGCCAGGAAGGGUUGCACCAGCCGUAUGUUUGAGGCGGUGAGCGUUAGUCAUGGUUUCCCACUUGCAGGUGAGAGGAUGUUUUGGGAAUGCGCUUGUGCUGAGGAUGCGUCCCGUAACCCAGUGCUGUGGUGUAAGCUUCAAACCGGUGCUGCCGCAAAGAAAAACCGUCUCAAAAAAUGAAAUUUGGAGAAGAGUGAAAGGAAAAGAGCUUAGCUCCCGAGCACCAAGUUCCAGAUAACAAUAGGCACUUCUGUGUGUUUCUUAAAAUGAGAUGGGAAUCUUCAGAAAACCAGGAUGAUGUGUCCAGUCGUAUUUACUCUGAAAUUUUCUUCCUCAGGCCACUGAGAACUUAAUACAGGGGAAAACGGCACUGAAAUCAUUUACCUGAAAGUAGUUAUUUCAGAAAAAGAAUCAGACCAGUGUAUUUAUGUGGAUUUUGAGGGUUACAGAGGAAAAAUGGCUUUGAAGGAUUUAAACAGUGCUCACACCUUAAAAAUAAUUGGGUUCUUGUUCGGGAAAAGUCCCGUGUAAACAGACGCGAGUUUGGCUUUACUGAUCAUUUCAUAAGGCCUGCACAAAGUUUAUCCCGAACCAAAGCCUGUGCCACAUUUAUUUCCACUAUUACUGUGUUAGAUUAAUCAUUGUUGCCUUUUAUUUAGAUUGCAAGUCCAUGAAAUCUUUUGCACAGAGUAAAUAUUUUAAAUAAAGAGGUACAAGAUUUCUAGGGCCCCGACCAGUGUAAAAUUAAGGUUCAAGGCCUCUUCUACCUCAAAUUUUGCACUUCUAGAAGUGUUGAAUUCAGAGAAUUUAGUUAGUGUAUUUUAAGACAAAAUACUCCUAUUUGUCUUGUCUUGCCUGAAACUUUUACUGGUAGAUAAAUCCAUCUCAAAAAAAUUUGAGCCCAGCCUCCUGUACCUCUGAUAACAGCUCAGCUUUCCCAUGACCUGCAUUCAUGUGUGUCAUAUUCAGAUAAGGAGGAGGCACAACGCUGACUAAUGCCGCUUUUUUGGAAGGAAAAUGACAAAAGCUAUUUGAGACAGGAAUAGAAGUGCCAGCACUAAAUGAUAGAUGAACAGCCGGUAGCAAAGGUGGCAGCUCUAACGUUUCCCUGUAUUUAUGGGGUAUUGAAGUGAGAGGUGUGUUAUCUGGAUUUGUUUCUCUAGGCUGGAUGCUUAUCUUCAGAUUCAGCAGUACCCUGGGUCCCAGGACAGGCUGUAAGACAGGGGUUGGGUUUUGUUUAGCCCAAGCGAGUGCUGCUCCAGCUCCAGAGCUGUUGUCUGGAGCGUGGGGCACGGACGUGCCCCUUGCCCACCCCCCUGCUUCCAGUCUGUUCCCAUAUUUUGUCUGACAGCACUUGCUCCUGAUUACCAUAACUAUAGCCUCUUUGUGCCCUCCGUCAGAAGAAAUCCUGCACCAGAAUAAAUUUCAGAGGUGACAGAUUGGAACGGUUUGACCAGAUGAUGGCACACAAAUGUCUCUGAGAUCGGCAGCACCUGUGGCUUUGCACCUCGUUGGCUUUGGCCUUGGGCAGGGGCAGCAGUUGGCACUGUUGCCUGCCCGCUUCUGGCUCGUCCUCUCUGGAUGUCGGGCUCUGGAGUGGAGGUGAAGGAUUAUAUGUAGACUCUGGGAGGGAGAAGGCAGUGGCCAGAGUGAGUAGUUACCUGUCUUUAUGUGUCACCUGGAAGCUCAGUUAUGCUAUAUUUUAGAGCCCAUAAAAAAAUGUGAUAGUUUGGUUCAUGGAAAACAAACCAGUGUGUGAUGGUCCUUCUGCAGGCAGUGCCAUGUCCACUGAGACUGGAGUCUGGACAGGAACCUGCAAACCCACGCCAUGGGGGUGAAAGCACAUGGGUUUCUUUGAGGCCGUGUCAUGUGAGAGCACCUUCUAAGGCUUUUCCUCUCUUUCACCCCAGGCUCUGACUAUGGGUUGGUUCAGCGGGUGAUGAGAGGUGAAGCGGCAGGUACCUCUCUGCUCACCCAAUGUCAGGGGAACUUUUGCAGUUGCUGGGUUACAGCGUUCUCCGUAGAUCUGCCCGAUGCAAGAAAGCACAGGGCAAAACACCGCUGCGGGAAGGUGCCGGAGCGUCCCUAGAAAGGCCAAGGCAUGCCAAGCCCCAGUGACCACAUCGAGGUCUGGGGGCUGGCGUGCCUCAGCCUUUUGCCUUUCUUGGGGAGGCGGCUGGCCCCCAGCUGCACACUGCAUGGGGCUUUUAAGCCCGACGAGGGGCGGGGGGGGGGCUCUGCUGGUCUCCACGGAGCCCCCAGGGCCCUCCCCGGGCUGGGACUUCCAUGACCCCAGGGGAGGGUGGCGAGGAGCCCACAGCCCCCGGGGCUGGGAGCCGGGGAAGACCGUUGCGUGCGGGCAGCGGGGCUCUCCCCGGCCCGGAGCAUCUGGGCGCCGGUGGCAGAUAUACGUCCAGGCUGGAGGGAUCGUCCCCGGCUGGGAGGAGCCAGCAGCUCGGCUGCUGUAAACAGUGCGGGCACCGCCAGCGGUUGGAAGAUGGAUAUAAAUAGGGAGGCGGAGGGGAGGCAGCCGGAGCGGAGGAGCGGGAGCUGCCUGCGCCUGCCUGCCCCUGUCUCUGCCGCCUGCAGCCGGGGGUGCCCGGGCAGCCCGCGUCGGGAGCUCCCGAGAGGCGACGUGCAAAGUUUGCGGCUCGUCGCUGCCGGGGUUAGGUAUCCAUCCAGAGAAUUAAAAAUCCUGAAGAAUGGCUCUACCUACCUCCAAGUAUCUAGGCGAAAACUUCAUUCUUCUUCUGUUUGUAAUCUCUUCUGUAAGCACAGCAGAAGGAGCUGUGACAUGUCCUGAUAAGGAUCCUGAGCUAGAAAUCUGGAACCCAGGUCACAGUGAAGACAACCGCGUAGAAAUCCGUAAUGGCAGGAAGCUCCUUCUCUCCUCUUCUGCGACUGUUCACUCCAUACACAUCACUGAGGGAGGAAAACUGGUCAUUAAAGACGACGUGCAGCCCAUCGUUUUGCGUACUAGACAUAUACUCAUUGAAAAUGACGGAGAGUUACAUAUCGGCAGUGAGAUGUGCCCUUACCAAAGCAAUGUGGUUAUCAUCUUAUAUGGGCGAGCGGAUGACGGCAGCCAGCCGAAUCCCUACUUUGGGCAGAAGUAUCUAGGAGUAAGUAAGGGUGGCACUCUUGAGAUCCAUGGAAAGAAAAAACUGUCCUGGACUUUCUUAAACAAAACUCUUCAUCCUGGUGGCAUGGAAGAAGGUGGAUACUACUUUGAAAGGAGCUGGGGCCAUCGGGGUGUCAUUGUCCAUGUUAUUGACCCAAAGACGGGGGCAGUUGUCCAUUCAGAUCGGUUUGAUACCUACAGAGCAAAAGAGGAAAGCAUACGUCUUGCCCAGUAUUUGGGCAGAGUUGCGAAUGGCAUGAUCCUGUCGGUUGCAGUGAACGAUGAAGGAUCUAGAAACUUGGACGACUCGGCCAGGAAAGCAAUGACCAAACUGGGCAGCAAGCAUUUCCUCCACCUUGGGUUUAGGCACCCAUGGAGUUUUAUUACCGUUAAAGGAAAUCCCUCCUCUUCUGUUGAAGACCACGUUGAAUAUCAAGGUCACAAAGGGUCAGCUGUGGCCAAAGUAUUCAAACUAUUCAAAGCUGAGAACGGAGAACAUUUUAACGUCUCUUCAACUAGUGAGUGGGUUCAAGAUGUAGAAUGGACGGAGUGGUUUCAGAAGCCUGAUAAAGCAAGAUCUAAGGACAUGGAGAAGCUUUCUGACUUCAAAGCUGCUCAUCCUGAUAAAAUCUGUAGGCAACCCAUUGACAUCCAGGCAAUGACGCUCGAUGGAGCUAAUUUAACAACGGAGGUUUUCUACAAGAGUGGCCACGAUUACAGGUUUCUGUGCCACGGCAAGGACCAGACGGGCGAGGGCUGCCAGAACUACAGAGUACGGUUCCUCUGCGGCAGAUCUGUGAAACCAAAGCUCACGGUAACCAUUGACACCAAUGUGAACAGCACGGUCCUGAAUCUGGUGGAUGACGUGAGCUCAUGGAAACCCGGAGACAGGCUGGUGGUUGCAAGCACUGACUACUCCAUGUACCAGGCGGAGGAGUUCCAAGUACUGCCCUGCACGGCCUGCAGACCCACCCAGGUCAAAGUAGCAGGGAAAGCAGCAUACCUCCACGUUGGGGAAGUCGUUGAUGGCGUUGACAUGCGGGCAGAAGUGGGGCUGCUGAGCCGCAACGUCGUGGUGAUGGGCGAGAUGGAGAGACAGUGCUAUGAGUACAGCAGCAAGUUAUGCUCCUUCUUUGAUUUCGACACCUUUGGGGGACACAUCAAGAUUGGUCUUGAUUUUAAGGCUACCCAUAUUGAAGGUCUAGAAUUGAAAUAUAUGGGCCAGCAGACAAUGGGACAUUACCCAAUUCACUUCCAUAUGGCUGGAGAUGUGGAUGAGAAAGGAGGCUACAACCCUCCAACGUACGUGAAGGAUGUCUCCAUCCACCAUACCUUCUCCCGCUGUGUCACAGUCCAUGGAUCCAAUGGUUUACUGGUGAAGGAUGUCGUGGGUUAUGAUGCCCUGGGCCAUUGCUUCUUCACGGAGGAUGGGCCAGAAGAGCGCAACACAUUUGAUCACUGCCUUGGACUGCUUGUUAAGCCUAGCACUCUGCUCCCCUCCGACCGAGACAGCAGGAUGUGCAAGCUGAUCACGGAGGGCGCCUACCCAGGGUACAUCCCUAAACCCAGGCAGGACUGUAGCGCCGUAUCCACCUUCUGGAUAGCCAACCCCCACAACAACCUUAUAAACUGUGCAGCUGCGGGAUCUGAAGAAACAGGCUUUUGGUUUGUUCUGCACCACGUGCCGACAGGGCCCUCGGCGGGCAUGUAUUCCCCCGGCUACUCCGAGCACAUGCCGAUGGGGAAAUUCUCCAACAACCGCGCGCAUUCCAACUACCGGGCUGGAAUGAUCAUUGAUAAUGGCGUCAAAACCACUCCGGCCUCAGCCAAGGACAAAAGACCUAUCCUGACGCUGAUUUCUGGGAGAUACAGCCCACACAAAGACGCCGAUCCUUUGAAGCCCAGGGAACCUGCAAUAAUUGAGCGCUUUAUUGCCUACAAGAAUCAGGAUCACGGGGCCUGGCUGCGGGGUGGAGAUGUGUGGCUGGACAACUGCCAGUUUGCUGACAACGGCAUUGGCCUGACCUUGGCGAGCGGCGGGACUUUCCCUCAUGACGACGGCUCAAAGCAAGAAAUCAAGAACAGCCUGUUUGUUGGCGAGAGUGGAAACCUGGGCACCGAGACGAUGGACAACGAGAUCUGGGGACCUGGAGGCCUGGAUCACAGAGGAAGGACCCUGCCCAUCGGCCCGGAUUUUCCCAUUCGAGGGAUUCAGUUCUACGAUGGACCAAUCAACGUCCAGAACUGCACCUUCCGCAAAUUCGCUGCCCUGGAUGGCCGGCACACGAGUGCCCUGGCCUUCCGGCUCAACAACGCCUGGCAGAGCUGCCCCAACAACAACGUCACCGACAUUCAUUUUGAAGACGUCCCGAUUACCUCAAGGGUCUUCUUUGGAGAACCUGGACCCUGGUUCAAUGAUCUGGAUAUGGAUGGUGAUAAAACAUCAGUUUUUCAUGAUGUAGAUGGUUCUGUGUCAGAAUAUCCAGGCUCGUACCUGAUAAAAGAAGAUAACUGGCUAAUCAAGCACCCUGAGUGCAUUGACGUGCCUGACUGGAGAGGUUCCAUCUGCAGUGGACACUUUGCACAGAUAUACAUCCAGGCCUACAAGCCAGCCAACCUGAAAAUGAAAAUAAUAAAAAAUGACUACCAUAAUCACCCACUCCAUUUGGAAGGGGCUUUGAGCAAGAGCACUCAUUACCAGCAGUAUCAGCCAGUCAUAACUCUGAGGAAAGGCUACACCAUCCACUGGGACAAGACAGCCCCCGAAGAGCUGGCCAUAUGGCUCAUCAACUUCAACAAGAACGACUGGAUCCAAGUAGGGUUUUGCUAUCCUAAAGGGACGACAUUUUCCAUUCUCUCAGACAUCCAUAAUCGUCUCUUGAAGAAAACGUACAAAACUGGAACCUUCUAUAGAACCUCUCAAAUGGAGAAACUGGAGCACAGAUAUCCUAGCAAAGGAUACUACUACUGGGAUGAGGACACGGGGCUACUGUUUCUGAAACUCAAAGCUCAAAAUGAGAAGGAGAAAUUUGCUUUCUGCUCUGUCAAAGGCUGCGAACGAAUAAGGAUCAAAGCUGUGAUCCCAAAGACGGCUGGCGUCAGCGACUGUGAAGCCAUGGCCUAUCCCAAGUACAUUGAGACUCCAAUAGUAGAGGUGCCAAUGCCCAAGAAGCUCUCCAGUGCACAACUGAGUACCAAGGACCACCUACUAGAAGUGAAAAUAGAAACUUAUAAGAAACAGUACUUCCACCUAAAGGACGACUUUGCAUACAUUGAGGUUGACGGUGUCAGGUUUUUCCUCACUGAUGAGGGUAUCCAACUGGUUGUGAUUGAUGGACAUCACGGAAAAGUUGUUGAUCGAGUAACAUUCAAAAACUCAAUCCUACAAGGCAUCCCAGCACAGAUAGAAAAUUAUGUCAACAACAUCAAAGACCACUCCAUAGUGCUGGUGACAUCUAAAGGAAGAUUCAUUUCAAGAGGGCCAUGGACUAAAGUACUGGAGAAACUUGGAGCAGAAGAGGGUUUGAGGUUAAAAGAAAAAAUGGCUUUUGUCGGCUUCAAAGGCAGCUUCCGCCCUGUCUGGGUGAAGCUGGUCACUAACGAGGACUCAGCUAAAAUCUACCAAGCGCUGCCAAUUCCUGUGGUGAAGAAAAUGAAAUUAUGAGGACACACUGCUCUGCCUUCUUGGCCGCCAGCACUGCCCGCAUGGGACAGACUACUGACUGCUCGCCGCAGGCACCUUGCCAGCCUGCCCCAGAGGUGUAGCGUUUUGUUGUUGUUGUUCUUGUUCUUGUUGUUGUUGUUCAAAGAGAAAUCUUACUGUAAGUAGCUAGAGUGGCCACAUGUGACAGAAAAGCCUUCCUCUCUGUCAUCAGCGUCGUGUUCUGUGAUCGCCAGCUCCUCGCUGGUUGAUUUGCUCACUGAUGCCGUGUUGACUCUCGUGUUUCUAAGCAAGGGUUGAGCUGUUCUACAAGGUGCUGGUUCUAUCGGCACCCCUCUCACAGACUAACUUACGUGCCGCCUCUCGAAGGGGGAGUUCUGGGUCUGAAGGCCAUCGAGGAUUAUUGUUUCUACCAGCCUCUAAGUUGUCCAAACGCUUUUUUUUUUCCCCGUGGUGUAACUAGCUGCUCACAUAAACACAGAAUGACAAUUCAAAGGCUGGUUGAAAAUCUAAGAUAGAAAGAGUAUAUUUUAAUGAAUCCCCAGAUGCUGGGAAACAUAACUGGACAGUAAGAAAUUACCCUAAAGCUUUUAUGAUGUUUUGUCAAGCUCCUUGGGAUCUGUGUUGUACAUGCUAACCCACGGCACAUAGUUAGGGAAGAGAUGAGAGAAGGAGAAGAUAAAAGGUGCCAGCAGAGACUGAUAAACCACAUCUUUCUGGUUGCUUAGAAAACUGCGUUUCUCCUAUGGAUCAAGGGGUUUUAAUAGUGGUUGCUCCAAUAGGAAGUUUUCCUUCAACAAGCAGCUGUAGGCUAGAAGGACAGCAAUGUCAAUUAGCACAUAUAGUUUCUCAGCCUUUCCCGUAGUCCCUCCAUAGAAUAAUGUUCAAGAUCAGUCUAGAGGGUUUAUGAUAGACAGUCAAAGAAAGCAUCCUGUUCAAGGCUUCCAGUUUUCAACUGGGAAUACUGGGAGUCACCUUAUUCAGCCUCAAAUAGGGUGAGCAGCCCUUGGCUUUCCAGGGAGGUCAGAGGGAAUGGCAUCCGACUGGUCUGCUGUGUGUUGCUUUCUGAUCCUGUCUUAAGGCCAUGAGCGUCUUGGUGCUCCUGGAAGAGUUACAUGAGAUCUGGAUGGAAGGUGACAGAGGUCUUACCAAGUAGCUGGGGAAUUAGAGUGGGAAUCCCCAUACUCUAGUUGGAUGUCUUGUAUCUCCUUUCCCCCUUCUUCAAAGCAAUGUCUGGGUAACGAAGGCAGAAUUGGGACUCCUGCGCGGACAUCUCUUGAAGCUGGGAAAUUAAACAUUGUCUUGUAAAACGCUAUAAGCACUUCCAGUGUUCAGUGAUAGUCCUGUCUGUUGCUCAGAAAUGCCAUGAAGGCGUCUCCGGAGGCUGUGGCAAUUCUAAGAGACCUAAGAGGGGAUAAAAGACAGGAUGAAGAGCUUUUCAAAGCACACAGAAUGUCAGUUUUGCCAAUAACAUCUGGGUUUGUUUCUCCACUUUGUCUCUGCCUGCCCCCAUUGCUACAGAAAUUAUUCUAGUUGCUGAUGGUUAUUUCAUUUUGCUCUGUUUUAAUUAGGGCUCAUGUAAUUAGGUAUGUUUGGGUUUUUUUCCAUCAAAAAAUGCUAUCUUGCAGCUAGAAUGAAAGACCAACCAUUUUGUGUGUCAUUCCAGAGGCUGGGCAGAUGUUGCACUUGAUAAAGCCCGGUUUAGAUCGAUUGCUCUGAAAGUCAAAGCAACCACGAGCAAAAUGAAGGUAGUGCUGUAGGUUACACUCCCCUCAAGCCUCUCCUGGGUUUUGAAACUGGAAAUGUUCUUUUCAGUCUUACUAUAUACUUGUUUUGAACUUGCUGAAUGCCAUGUGUAUUGUAUUUAAAAAAAAAAAAAGGAAAAAACAGAAGAGCCAAGCUUUCCCUCCCUUGCUUCUCAAUUAGAGCCCGUUAAUGAAUGCUCUUUAGGCAUUUGUGCCAUUUCCAGAAUGAACGGGCAACACUUGCAAAAGGCAGGCAAGGUGGUUGGGUUUUUUUCCCCGAUGCCUUGUGAUGGUUUGGGGAUUUCACAAACUAUUCCUUGAAAAAGCCAGCCUCACCGUGAUUAACCAACAUUUUAUCUGCCGUUCUCUGAUAGCCAAAACAGAGCCAGAUCCCUGAAGUCGGGCACGUAGACUAAAAAAACAAGGUCCCUUGAGUACGUUAGUCUGGGUUGCCUCGACCUCCUCACUGUCCUGAGGCAGUUCUGGUGAUAUCGUUGCACCGGCAUUAGUGCAAGACAAGAGGUGGACCAAAGCAGGAGUAUUUCUUUCAUGAGCGCUUGACAAAUGGAAGGCUGGGCUCAGAUUGUGCCUGGUUUGGGAUUUGGCUUUGGCGGGGCAGGGGUUGCCCUCUGUGGCACGCUGCUGCCCUGGCCACCAGCCAUUGCCCUGCUCCUGCUCUCGGUGAGCCUGUGAACGCCCGGGAGGAUCGUGCCGGGUGGGUCUGUCCCCUAGACAGGUUUGUUCAGCUUCUACAAGCACGCUGCCUUUGUGCUGAAGUAUAUCUUCUGAUUUUACAAUUUUGGGAAUUCUCAGGGUGAAAUCAUAAGACUUGGCUCUAGGAAAACCUUUUUCUGUUGUUUUGUUGGGGUUCUUUUCCUGAAAAAAAUUCUUAUGAAGAGAAGAAAACUUCUAAGUAGCUUAUUCUAUCAUGCAAAGCUUGUCACAUGGGGCCUGUUCUGGAGCUGGGAGGGGGGGUCUCACGCCGUGAAUACGGAGUGGGGGCCCCGGCAGCCUCUCAGCCUGGGGGAGUCCAGAGCAUCGUCACGCCAUGCGAAGGGCUCCCAUCCACCUUCACGGGACGGAGACAGUGUGUGGCUCCAAAGACAGAACGAAGCCUGGGACCAUCGCCAGCCGGCCAUAGUUUUGUGCCAUAGGAUUACUUUUUAAUCUCCGACUGUUGUAGAAGUUGCACGCGCACAUUUUGACUAGUGAAUGCCCUGACUGCUUGUCCUUUGUACAUCCUUUUAACAGCCCCCGCACAAGCUGCAGUUACCCUCUUUGUAAGGUUUAUUACUGCAAAUGUUUCCGUGUUUGCCUCCGCAGUUGCCAUUGGUAGAGUGGGUUUUUUUGAUUGGGUUUUGUUUGUCUGUCUGUCUGUUUGUUUGGAUGUUUGGGUUUUUUGCCUCUGUUCAAAUGCUUGUUUUACCUGUCGCCGAAAUAGCUGGUCCUUUUUCGGAGUUAGAUGUUUGUACAUUUUCUUAUAGACUUUCCAAUGAAAAAAAGAUAUAUUUUCUAUUAAUUUAUUACAAUGGCACUAAGACAACUAAAUUGCAGACAUAUGAAGCAUUUUUACUGGAGUUUAGCAUCGUCCAGGUUGUUAAGGAGGUCGGCAAUAUGUCUUUUCUGAUAAUCUGCUUUGCACUUGAAAGCUCUCUAUGUCCGCAGACCGUGGUAAUGCAUUGACUGUCUGGUUUAUGAUGACAAGAGCUCUUGGGACGUUGGUUCCAACAGAUUGUGGCUUACAACUGAAAUAACACGUAGUUGUUUGAAGUACACAAUGUUUAUCAAAAUAAAUAUC